GUCAGCUGCGAAAAACAAAACCUUCCACUUACCUAGUUCUGCUAAUCAUGCAUAGAAUCACAGAAAAUUUGUUUUUUGCUGAAGGUUAAAUUAUAAAAAGUUUUACGUAAAGUCAGUACACAAGUUCUGACCAUUAGCUGUGUCCAAUUUCGUGAUUGGGCGGGUAUUUCUCGUGAAAAAACUUCUACCCGUUCCCAGUGCUACCCGUAACAAUUUCAACUCCAAACCAACGAACCAUGCGAUAACUGGCCAACGACAAGCUAAUUCCGCCGUAACAUGAACAGUUACGACUCUCUUGGUGGCAACAGUGCUGGUCCAUCCGGUACCGCAGCCGUAUGUCACUGGCUAAAGCACAUGAAGCUGUAUCGGGUGGUGUUAGUUGUGGUAGUUUGCUCGCUAACGCUACCGUUUGUCUUCUACAAUUUGCUCGUCCACGAAGAAUCGAGCGUCCAGCACAACGACAUCCACCGGUCCCGGUCGCAGCUUUUCACGUUCGAAGAUGUGAGCCCACUGAAAGCGGCCGAUCUGAAGCUACGCAUUGACGAGAUGCUACGCAUGAAGGGUACGGUGUCGCUUGAGCUGCGUGAUCUUGAAUCCCGCCGCCAGAAGCUACAGUCGGACAUUGGACUGUACAAUCAGAAAAUUGACGAACUGAAGCAGGAACUCGCACGCCAACAGACAGAACUGGAUCGAUUAAAGAUUUCCGUAGAGCAAGCACAGGUAGCGCAACGAGAAGCGGUGCUUCGCAACACGCCGGAACUGGCGCUUCCGCGUGCACUGUUUUCAGACUCGCUGCCAACCGAGAUGCGUCCAAUCGGUGCCGAACAGAGUCGGGGGUGUAAAAUGAGCAUCUGUUUCGAUCAUUCGCGCUGCAGCCUAACAUCCGGGUUUCCGGUGUAUCUGUACGAUCCGGACACAACGUCCGUUGUUAGCGAUGGGUACGAUAUCGACGGGUUCUUAAAGACCACCAUCAAACAAACGCUCGGUUACAAUGCACACCUUACGACGGAUCCGAAAAAGGCGUGCGUAUUCCUCGUGCUCGUCGGUGAAGCACUUUCCGAGCAAGAAGUUUUGAAGAACAAUCGCUAUAACACGGCGCAGGGUGGUUCCGAUCGGUCGUUAGCUGAGUCCGCCUCGUCGCAUCAAUCAAGUCUGAACGUUACACGGCUCCGCUUGCUUCCAUACUGGGGUGGUGACGGCCGGAAUCAUGUGCUGCUAAACUUUGCACGCCGGGAAAUAGGCCCCGGUACGGGUAACAUGCUACAGAGCCACACGAUGGAUACGGGUCGAGCUAUGUUGGUACAGUCCAGCUUCGAUGAAAGUCAAUUUCGCAUCGGUUUCGAUCUGAUUGCACCACCCAUCCUGGGACCGCCCGGUGGAGAUGUGUGGCAGGAGUGUGCCCCAAUGCUGCCGGCCAGACGGAAGUAUCUGCUCAGCUUCCAGGGUGAACUGCACGGUCAGAAUGGAACGCUAGGUGUGGCGGGACCGCACGGUACGGACGACACAGAAAGUGACACCGUGGACGAGUUCAUCAUCGAGCAUCUGAAGGAGAUGUCCUCGGGUAGGACACAGGAUUACUUUAUGCUGCAGUUCGAGUGUGUACCGGCCACCGAGCAACGGAGUCCUUCGGGUUUGCGCGAAUGGUCACUGUGCGGGACGGAUAAUUCGAGGAAAGCCGUACUGAAAGAAUCGACCUUCGCAUUGCUGCUAGCGCCAGGAGGAGGAAGUACGAGUUCCACAUUGCUGCAGGCACGGCUGUACGAGGCGCUACGAGCUGGGGCGAUUCCGCUCGUGCUGGGCGGCGAUCAGGUCCAGCUACCGUACGCGGAAACGAUCGAUUGGAGGCGUGUGGUGAUUUCGCUACCGAAGGCACGCAUUACCGAGCUACACUUUCUGCUGCGUGCCAUUCCCGAUGCGGAUUUGCUAACGAUGCGCCGCCAGGGUCGAUUGGUGUGGGAACGUUACCUUAGCUCGGUACAGUCGACCGUCGAUACGAUCGUGGCAAGUCUGCGCAAUCGGCUCGGUAUCCCACCGAAACCGAUCCCCUCGGUGAUAGCGCAUAGCGUUUUUAAUUCGUCGUUUGUCCCGCUCAAAUCAGACCCCGUUAUUGAUACCGAACCGGAAGAAUCACUCGGUCCAAUUGAACCACCGUACCCGAGUCCGGCAUUCCGUCGUAAUUACACCGCGACGCUUGUGCAGUCUCGCGAAAUGUGGAACGAUUGGGCGGAUCCGUUCGCACUCUAUCCGCAACUCCCGUUCGAUCCCGUACUUCCUUCGGAUGCGAAAUUUAUCGGCUCCCACAUGGGCUUUCGUCCGAUCGGGAAGGGAGCGGGUGGUACGGGGAAAGAGUUUGGUGAAUCGCUCGGUGGUAACUAUCCACGCGAACAGUUCACGAUCGUCAUACUGACGUACGAGCGAGAGCAGGUGCUAAUGGAUUCGCUGAGCCGAUUGUACGGUCUACCGUACCUGCACAAAGUGAUCGUCGUGUGGAACUCACCGAAACCACCGCUAGAAGAUCUCCGUUGGCCAGACAUUGGUGUGCCGGUGCAUGUCGUUCGUGCACCACGCAAUUCACUCAACAAUCGCUUUCUGCCCUUCGAUGCGAUCGAAACGGAGGCGGUACUAUCGGUGGAUGACGAUGCCCAUCUGCGCCACGAUGAGAUACUGUUUGGGUUUCGCGUUUGGCGUGAGCAUCGGGACCGUGUCGUUGGUUUCCCCGGUCGCUUUCAUGCGUGGGACGUAAACUCGCUCGACUCGUGGAACUACAACUCGAACUACAGCUGCGAGCUAAGCAUGGUGCUGACCGGUGCCGCCUUCAUACACAAGUACUACACGUACCUGUACACAUACACCCUACCGCAGGCAAUACGCGAAAAGGUGGAUGAGUACAUGAACUGUGAGGACAUUGCGAUGAACUUUCUCGUCUCGCACGUAACACGCAAACCACCGGUCAAGGUAACAUCGCGCUGGACGUUCCGCUGUCCCGGCUGUCCGGUGUCGCUCAGUGAGGACGAUACACACUUCCAGGAACGGCACAAGUGUAUCAAUUUCUUUACCAAGGUGUUUGGAUACACACCCCUACUAAACACCCAGUAUCGGGCCGAUUCGAUCCUGUUCAAAACGCGAAUACCGCACGACAAACAGAAAUGCUUUAAAUUUAUCUAAAAUCUUAUUCCACUUCGGUUCGAUGCGCAAAAUUGAACCGAUCCAUCGAACGAUCGACUCCGUCCGUCCCUGUUCGUUGUUCAGCAUGUGUGACACACGGACACGGAUGUCGGUAGCGGGUAUGCAUUCUUCUCUCUACUACGGGCGAACUUUCCACAUACCACUACAACAGCAGCAACAACAUCCACCUAACCUGGGAAACGCUAGAUAGAGUUACUAUACUGCUAGGGAAUUUUAAUAGCCACCUUCAAGUUGGUGCACUGUUAUUAGUACGACGCGUAUUAAGCAAAAACUGGAUGCCAUGAGUAGAUGUAAUUUCCAGUGUAGAAGAUUUAGCUUCUAUUAAUUUUACUUCACUUUACGAACAACUACAUGACUGUAAUAUGGGGUGGGAUGGAAAGAAAAACCGUACCUUGUUUUUAACGGUACUAAAGCGGAACCGCAGGCAUGCUUUUAUCCACCAGCAGGAUAAACAUUAUUGCACCAGUUGCAGUUUGCAAAGCAAUUCCGAUUCCACAAACCAAUUGGAACAUCCCCUUUGGAUUAGCUCGUAAUGUCCUAAAAGACGGUAGCAUAAUUCCCGUAACGCUUAGGUUAGCCGAACAAUUUUAUUUCCGGCUACGACUGAGAAGCAAACGCAAAAAAAGAAAAGCAAUCACGUUUGAAAGGCAAACGUGUAUACAUAUGUGAAAAAUAUGUUGUUAUAGGUUAUACCAGAACAAAUAAGUAGUUUUACUGUUGCUUAAAACACUCCGGCAAGUUCGGGAUCACCGACCCACCCAUUCCGUCGGGUUGGGUGUUUGUUUCCACGCGUUACCCCUAGUCUUCGGUUAGCCAGUUUUCGUACACGUUGAGAUGUAUGUUUUAUCGACUAGUUUUUUAGGUACUUAGGUGCAGCUUUAAGUGAGAAUACAGGUUAGGUUGUAUUGGUGUACUCAUUCGAUUGUAAGCAAUGAUCUGUACUGAGAAAAGACUAAUAUAAAAUGACAUGUAUACUGUG
Molecule: messenger RNA, 4165 nt
Organism: Anopheles funestus (African malaria mosquito)
Lineage: Eukaryota; Metazoa; Arthropoda; Insecta; Diptera; Culicidae
Gene: botv
Product: exostosin-3
Exons: 2
Coding region: 277-3165 (962 amino acids)
Cellular component (GO): membrane
Molecular function (GO): glycosyltransferase activity
Source: RefSeq, a predicted model, not a curated record